AGGGAAGUAACCGUUUCAGUAGAGCAACGAGCCACAGAGAGAGAGAGAGAGAGAGAGAGGAGGAUAGAGCUUCUCACUAUGCUGUAGAGCAUCCAUGACUCUAAUCUAGUUUAUAAAGGAUCCUGAUAGGAACUGGGAGAGAGAAAUGUGUUUUAUAUUCUCAAAGAUUUAACUCAGUGUGUUAUUUUGGAUGAUGCAUAUCUGUGUUUUCCACAGCACUGAAUCUGGAUGCAGGAUCUAACCAGCCCAGAACUGCAGCAAGUCAGCUGGUUUUAUCCAUUUACCCCAUAUGGCUUUUUCCUCCCUUUUUCUCUUCUAUUUGUUUGAAUUUCGAAGAUGAGCAAGAGGCAGUCGGUCAGCUGCACAGUGAGCACAGGGGAGCAGGAGGACACACAGAACAGUACAGGCAUUUUCAAAUAGAACUAUAAAAGGAGGAGAGGAAGAGGAGGAGGAAGAGGAGAGUCUGUGUUGUGUGGCAGAGUUGUGGUGUUCCCUGCUCAGUGCCUAGCAGUAACAUGGCUGUGAUACAGAAGAGGGAACACAGGGAGACCCCCAGCAAGAAGACAGCACCCCAAGAAGACAGAAAGGGUCUUUCUACCAGAGAUACUCUAGACAAGCAGAAAAAGGAGAGCAGAGCCGGGAGACGGAGAGAAAAAGGCAAUGAAGACACAAAGCCCAAUAAUUCAGAGAAGAGGAGAGCAGUCAUCUGUGUCCCUGCCUCCAUCAAAUCAGCUGUGAUCAGUAACAACACAACCAGUCACGCAGCAGGGCCACAGGCGCUGAAGGUUGAUGACAGGCUGAGACUAGCGAAGGAGCGGAGGGAGGAGCAUGAGAAUCAGCUUGUGUCCAGAGAGCUGGGCUGGUUGGCUCGAGAGGAGCGAGCCAGGCGUCUUUAUGAGCAGCAGCUGGAGGUGAGGAAGAGGAGGCUACAGGAGCAGAGAGAGAAGGAGGAGAAGCGAAGGACAGCUCUUGAGCGGAGGGAGGAGCUUAAGAAACAGCUUGUGUCCAGAGAGCUGGGCCGGUUGGCUCGAGAGGAGCGGGCCAGGCAUCUCCAUGAACAGCACCUGGAGGAGAGGAAGAGGAGGCUGCAGGAGCAGAGAGAGAAGGAGGAGAGGAGGCGCACUGCCGUGGAGGAGAAGAGGAGGCAGAGGAUGAAGGAGGAGACAGAGCGCUAUGAGUCUGUGGUGAAGAAGACCUUAGAGAAGUGCCAGAGGGCCAAACAGAGACUGAGCCAGGGCUCUCGAGGAAGGAAGACCAACAACAAGAGCGUUCCUCGCAGCUCUCCCCUGACUGCCUGGGAGAGGGCUCUGGUCUGUCGCCUCCUAACCCCUACAUGCUCCUACCUAGCCAGGAGAAGGAGUCAUAGUUGUCAGUCAAGAGAAGAGGAAGUUGUCCAUGUUUGUCCCCGUUCAGCUUCAUGCCACUCCAUACCUGCCACUGCCACCAACUGUCAUAAAUCACCACACCGCUCUGGCACACCUGACCACCACCGGGUGCAGGCAGGCCUCCAGGCAGACUACCGCUCUGGCACACCUGACCACCACCGGGUGCAGGCAGGCCUCCAGGCAGACUACCGCUCUGGCACACCUGACCACCACCGAGUGCAGGCAGGCCUCCAGGCAGACUACCGCUCUGGCACACCUGACCACCACCGGGUGCAGGCAGGCCUCCAGGCAGACUACCGCUCUGGCACACCUGACCACCAUCGGGUGCAGGCAGGCCUCCAGGCAGACUACCGCUCUGGCACACCUGACCACCACCGGGUGCGGGCAGACUACCGCUCUGGCACACCUGACCACCACCGGGCACAAUCAGACUUCCAGGCAAAUCUCCGGGCAGACUACCGGUCUAUCAUCUGGGCAAACUACCAGCUGAAAGCAGCACAGCAGAAGGAGAGUGAGAGGACGUUCAGGAGGAAUAGACAGCAGCCUCACAUACCCAAUGCUCCCGUGAAAGUGUUACCCACAAACAUACAGAGCAGAGAUGCAGUGCCCUCUCCAGAACGUAAACCUGUGAUCAGACACAAACCUGUGAUCAGACAGCCUCCAUCACAGCCGGUUGGGCUGGAACUGUACCCUGUUCCAGAGGAGGAUGGUCCUCCAGUCUCCAACCAAACCCUCUCACCUGGGAACUCACGGCCCAGCCAGACCAUCUCUCCUUGGGCUCCAGUCUCCAAUCACACCCUCUCCCCUGGGAACUCACGGCCCAGCCAGACCAUCUCUCCUUGGGCUCCAGUCUCCAACCAAACCCUCUCCCCUGGGAACUCACGGCCCAGCCAGACCAUCUCUCCUUGGGCUCCAGUCUCCAACCAAACCCUCUCCCCUGGGAACUCACGGCCCAGCCAGACCAUCUCUCCUUGGGCUCCAGUCCCCAAUCAUACCCUCUCCCCCGGGAACUCACAACCAAUCAGCAUCUCAGCAGCAGCAUGGGACCAGGUCCAACCAUUCGUAGGCUCAGCAGAACCUCAGACAUUCCCCACACCUAGAACUGAGGGCGAUACAGGCCCCCUUCCUGGAGCCCCCUCCUGCACCAGGCCGUCUGCUGGCACCAUGGAUCCAGAGGAGGCCUCAUGUCUUCUGGCCGAGAAGAGAAGAGAGGCCCGUCUGAAGAGAGAGAGAGAGCAGGAGGAAUGCCUGCGCAGGGAGGAGAUAGAGAGAGAGGAGCUGGAGCACAGGAGGGCAGAGGAGCGAGCACGGCUCGAGGCUGAGGCCCAGUGGCCGGUAGUGGAAAGGAGGGAGGAAGAGGAGCAGAGACAUGCAGAGGAGGAGAGAGCCAUCCGGGCCACACAGGAAGCUGCUCUCCUCCAGAAACAGAGAGAGGAGGAGGAGGCCCAGGCCAGGGACAAGGCAGAGCAGCAGAGGCUGCAGAGAGAGAAGCAUUUCCAGAAGGAGGAGGAACAACGGCAGGAGAGGAAAAAGCGACUUGAGUUGAUCAUGAGGAGGACUAGGAAGACCUCAACUGAAGAUAAAAAAACGCCUGUCCUGAAUGGGAAGACAAACAGAAACCCCUCUCCAGAGGAAGAACCAAAAAAGAACACUGAGCCUGUGAAGAACGGCAACGGCACUUUAGAAGAGGUCAUCAACCUAGGGGUCGGGACGGGGACCAAGCCAUCCAAUCUAAGUCUGAGUGGCGUGGAAGACAACAUGGUUCCUGUCGUGGCCUUCAAAGAACGCAGGUCCCUGCUAACUCUGACCGGCAUGGAGAAGAUCCAGUCCCAUCAGAGGGCAGGUGAGAGCUCAUCACAUCCUCCGUCAGCUCAUCUAUACUCUCUAUGCUAUGUAGAUAUUACACUAGAGUCGUGAACACUAGAGCUCCCCCAAAAGUCCAAGAUUUCUACCGCCAAGAGGUUAUGGGCUCUCAAUAUUUCAUGUGUGAUUCGAAACCGGAAGCAGAUGACAUAUUUAAGGUCUCUCAAUCAUUUAUUAGUAUGUGUCUCUAAGUAUAAGAUAUAUAUGCGAAUCAAGUGAAUCAACUGAUUUUAUGUUAUUAACCCAUUUCUAUCACACACUCCUUAGAAGUUAUCUGAGUAUCGUACAGAUCAGAGAGGGGAGACAGCACAUCCACGAAUCUUUCCACAGCUGUGGUGUUUUUUCCUUUUUUUUUGACAAAGAAAGGAAUAACUGCAGCCUUUUUCCUGCCCUGCACUUUUAGAGCGAGUAUGUGAUGAGAAACACACAUUUCUCUGGAUGACUUUCUGAUCUCGAAGGAGCUUACCACCAAUUCGGUCACACUUCUCUUUAAUCCAAAAUGCAUUUGUCAUCACCAUGUACAACACUAGACAGGGGAGCUUGUUUGUCAUUGCAACAACUCUGAACAAUGUUUUAUCUAGUCUGUAAAUGAGGGUCCAUGCCUCAUAGCUGCAGAUUUAAACUGAUUAAAUUAGUAGUUUGAUAUGAUGGGCGUUAAGAUACACAAUUUACUAAUAAAAAUAUGUAUUCUGUCUAUACAUUUUUAACAGUAUUGGCACUGAAUGUCUCCCAAUCAUGUCUGAUGUUUUUAGCCAUGUGCUUUAGCUUUUCCUAACUAUGCUGCUAUUUGAGCACUUUGCCUUCCAGUUAACAGGAUAGUGGUGUGCUAGUUUCAGAGCAAAAGCUUUGUUUUGAGUUCAAAUAAAGGCCACUUUCUGACUAUAAUCUAAUCAUAUUUUUCAAAGCUGCUAUGUAACUUGUGUGGUUUGUCAUUUUAGAGAACUAUACUCACUUGAGGGUGGACCACUUCCAAAGGUAUUUUGGAAGUUCCUUACUUGGAAAUUGUGCAAUCAUUUUAGAAAACAAAUAAGAGUCUGAAGUGUAAAAUGUAAGUUUGUCUUUUAAAGUGUAAAAACAAAUAAAGCAAUGCACUGAUAAAACUAUG
Messenger RNA from Oncorhynchus kisutch (coho salmon), 4353 nucleotides. RefSeq names its product ensconsin. Gene Ontology annotation, cellular component: microtubule cytoskeleton. Gene Ontology annotation, biological process: microtubule cytoskeleton organization. The record is from RefSeq and is a predicted model, not a curated record. The transcript is spliced from 16 exons. The coding region runs from base 516 to 3302 and encodes 928 amino acids. Lineage: Eukaryota; Metazoa; Chordata; Actinopteri; Salmoniformes; Salmonidae.